AUGUGGAGAGACGAGAGCGACCGCCCGCCGGACAAUCCGAGCGCGGAGGGCAACGGACUGCGCACGGUGAGCACGCUCACGCGCACUGCGCCGGACCCGCCGCACGGGGCGAGCCCGGGCGGCGGCGGCGGCGGCGGAGGGCACCGCGCGGGCGAGCACACGAUCCAGGUGGCGAUCACGGCCAACAUCGUGAUUUUCAUCGCCAAGCUCCUGGCGUGGGGCCACACGAGCUCCUCGUCGAUGGCCGCCGAGGCGAUCCACUCCGUCGUGGACGUCUUCAACCAGGUCCUGCUGCUCAAGGGCGUGCGCGCGGCGCGGCGCGUGCCCACGCAGCAGCACCCGUACGGCUACCUCAAGGACAAGUUCGUCUGGUCGCUCAUCUCCGGCGUCGCCGUCUUCUGCCUGGGUGGCGGCAUCUCUAUCGCGCACGGCCUGCAGGCGCUGAGCCACACCGCGCCGCUCGAGCACCUCGCGACGGGCAUCGGCGUGCUCCUCGUGUCCACGCUCGUCGAAGGCUACUCCCUCAGCGUCGCGCUCAAGGACGUCCGCACCGGUGCGCGCGCUGCCAACAUGGGCGUCUUGCAGUACCUACGCAAGGGCCGGGACCCGACGUCAGCGGCCGUGCUGCUCGAGGACGCCGCGGCCGUCACGGGCGCGUCCGUCGCGAUGGCCUGCACCAUCGCGUCGCACGUCACGGGCGUGACGGCCUACGACGCCGCCGGCUCGGUCAUCGUCGGCGCGCUGCUGUGCGCGACCGCGACCUUCCUCAUCCAGACGAACCGCAACGCGCUGAUCGGGCGCGCGAUGUCGCCCGAGGAGCGCCAGGCCGUGCUGGACGUCCUCCGGCGCGACGACGUCGUCGCCGCUGUCUACGACACGAAGUCCGAGGAGAUAGGGCCGGGGCUGUACCGGUUCAAGGCCGAGCUCGAGUUCAGCGGGGACAAGAUCGUGUCGCGGCUGAUGGAGCACUACGGGCGCGAGGAGACGCUCGCGCGCUUCCGGAAGGCCUGCGAGGCGGGGGGCACCGAGGGCAACUGGCGGCUGGAGCAGCUCCUGCGGGAGUUCGGGUCGGGCGUGAUCAGCGCAAACGGCGCGGAGAUCGACCGCAUCGAGUCGUGCAUCAAGAAGGCCGUGCCGGGCGUGCGGCACGUGGAUAUCGAGACGGACCGCGGACGGCUGUUCCGCAACUCGCCGAAGUGGCCGCAACUCGACACCAACGUCAGCCGCGCCCCGGACGUGUACAAGGAGAACGGCGCCCCCGUGGCGCCCCGGCUCGGCACGCCGUCUCUGCCAGGCAUUGAUCUGAGCGGACAGGGCCUCGGGCGCGGGUCGCUGGAUCAGGAGGAGGUCGGGCCCGGGUCUGGCAGGUAG
Messenger RNA from Pedinophyceae sp. YPF-701, 1371 nucleotides. The record is from the annotation of a GenBank genome assembly. NCBI's taxonomy places the organism in Eukaryota, Viridiplantae, Chlorophyta, Pedinophyceae.